UUGGGCUUUCCUUCCUUGACAGCUGUCACUGUACGCUGAGGUCAAGGGGAAAGAAGCAUGGCUGCGUUGUUUAGAGGGUCGCGAAACCUAUUGUUGGGGGGGACAAAGCAUGUCGACCUUGCUUUCGUGUCAUCGCGAUCAAUGGCUUCAAAAACCCCCAUUGGGUUUGUUGGCCUGGGGAACAUGGGCAGCCCCAUGGCCAAAAACCUGCUAAGAAACGGUUAUCCUGUUAUUGCCACUGAUGUCUUCCCUGAGUCUUGCAAGGAGCUGCAGGACAUGGGUGCCCAGGUAGUAGACUCUCCAGCAGACGUGGCAGAAAAAGCCGACCGCAUCCUCACAAUGCUCCCCUCCAGUCCAAAUGUGAUUGAAGUCUACACAGGUCCAAAUGGCAUCCUCAAGAAAGUGAAGAAAGGAACCCUGUUGAUUGACUCCUCCACCAUCGACCCUGCCGUCUCGAGAGAGAUGGCCGUCGCUGCAGAGAAGAUGGGUGCUGUGUUCAUGGACGCUCCAGUGUCAGGAGGUGUCGGCGCUGCCAGCUUGGCCAAACUGACCUUCAUGGUGGGGGGAGCGGAGGAGGAAUACAACGCUGCGCAGGAGCUGCUCACCUGCAUGGGAGCCAAUGUUGUCUACUGUGGAGGGGUUGGCACUGGACAGGCCGCUAAGAUCUGCAACAACAUGCUCCUGGCCAUCGGGAUGAUUGGGACCGCAGAGACAAUGAACCUUGGCAUCAGACUGGGUUUGGACCCCAAGCUGCUGGCAAAGAUCCUCAACAUGUCUUCAGGUCGUUGCUGGUCCAGUGAUACGUACAAUCCAGCCCCUGGCGUCAUGGAGGGAGUCCCCUCUGCCAACAACUACCUGGGGGGCUUUGGAACCACACUAAUGGCCAAGGAUCUUGGUUUGGCUCAAAACACUGCCACCAACACUAAGACACCCAUCCCUCUCGGUUCCCUCGCCCACCAGAUCUUCAGAGUCAUGUGCGCCCGCGGCUACGCUAACAAGGACUUCUCAUCCGUCUUCCAAUUCCUACGUGAGGAGGAAGGACAGUGAAUGGAGGGGGAGCACAGUUAACUGUGAUGUGACCAUACAUAAACCCACAUGCACACACUACAACCACACACCCCAGUGCCCCUUAUCCCACUAUGCUCAGGAGAGACGAAGGUCUUACCCUCCGGCGCAGAUCUGCGCUCCAAUUAACAUACUGUAUGUCGCAACAUGUCCCCUCAUAGCAUUAGCUGAAUCAUAUUUUCAAUUCACGACUCUCUCCCUGCAUGGGGGAAAUGCUAAAACUGACCUUAGAUCAGUAUCUAGAGACAAAGCAACUCUCUUCCCAGUCUGGGCUGAGAGUGGAAAAUGAGAAGUAGGAUGAAGCGCUGAAGGCUUAUGGAUAGCAUUCAAAUAAUAUGUGGAUUUUCAAGAUGAUUGAUAAGUAAUAACUGCAUGAUUGUUCAAAGUUAAGGUAUGCUUUUGUUGGGUUUGUGCUGCGUAUUGCCUGUUACCCAAAUGACCUCUGGCCUGUCAUUGCUAAAUAAAUGAGGACAGAAAAGAAAGCUACAGUAAGGAUUCACAUAGUGAUGGACUUUUCAUUGAAGAGACAGUGCAAGAGAGUGCAGAGUUAAAGGCACCCCAUUUCUAUUGGGAGAAGAGAAAAUCCCAUAUUCUCAACAUGUAAGGUUGAGCUAGCCACACCAUGGACUCAAAGUUCACUUGUUUUGUUACAUUUGUCUGUUUAUGGCAGGGAGGUGGAUGUCAUUCAAUCACCUCCUCGUCAUGUGAGUCAUCCUGCCAGCAAAACUUUGUAUUUGUUGAUUUCAUUUUUCAGUCAUCCAGUUUAUUUUUCACGUUUCAUUUUGUAACAACAUUUGCAUCAGCCCUCACUGGAUAGACCACUCAACUUCUGCAUUACAACUUUAAAUACUGUGAUAUAUACCUGGUUAUUUUUGCACUGUGUGCAUCGCAGUGCGAUGUGCCGGGCCAUUUUGAUACAGUUACAGAAUCUUUCAAACUUACCUCAACCGUAUACAUCUGCUUAUCGAGCCACUCGAGUAUUAUUUUGUGACCAAUCUACUCUUCACUACAAAAUGUUGUUCUCAUUGUCUAGCACUUUCUCUCGCCAGGUUUGACUUUGAAUAUCUCUCCUCUCUUUCUCUCUGUCUCUCAACUUGUACGACAUCCAUGUAAAGUGUAAGCGAGGAACAUUUCCUCCCUGCUCUAAACAAAUGUACAUAAUGUAUAUUUCAUAUUGUUGCGUAGUAUUGAAGAAGAAUCGAAAUGGACUGUCACUUUUGUAGUAAAAUUCAUUAAUAGUGUCUACAGUUUGUCUUUGCUCUGUUAAACAGAUCCUCAGUCACGCUGUAACCUAAAAUAAAAGAUGUUCUGUGUA
Molecule: messenger RNA, 2380 nt
Organism: Gymnodraco acuticeps
Lineage: Eukaryota; Metazoa; Chordata; Actinopteri; Perciformes; Bathydraconidae
Gene: hibadha
Product: 3-hydroxyisobutyrate dehydrogenase a
Exons: 8
Coding region: 58-1047 (329 amino acids)
Biological process (GO): L-valine catabolic process
Cellular component (GO): mitochondrion
Molecular function (GO): NADP binding; 3-hydroxyisobutyrate dehydrogenase activity; NAD binding
Source: RefSeq, a predicted model, not a curated record